UUCAAAGUGCGCUCGUGGAGUUUCCACGCCGCUUUCACGUCCUCUUCAGCUCUCUCCCCACCGGGUCAGUGACUAUGACUACUCCCCACGCAGCCAAACCUGAAGGACAGAACACGGUUGCGCGUGAAUGACUCACUAGAGACGAGCCAGCAUUAACGAGUCGCGUUACCUGAUCACUUACAAGCAGCGAAUGUAAUCUGCGCCACCGUCCCCAUGGAGAGAAGGAGCUGACUCACCAGAAGGACUCCUGACCCCUCAGAAGCCACGUUGUAACAAGUGAGCCCGGAGAACAACGUUCAUGUCUCCCGUGGAAGAACAAACCAUGUUUCGCCUGGUGGUCGUUUUCGCCGGCCUCGCUUCCACGUCGUCGUUGGCGGGUCGGACGGAACCAGGCGCGGGGUCCUGGUUCGUGGCCGCUGUGUACGAGCACAGCGUGGUCCUGAACCCGGAGCCCCGGGUCCCCCUGUCCCGCCCUGCGGCCCUGCAGCACAUGCACAACAACCUGCGAGUCUACGAACAGCAGGCGGCUCUGGCCGCUCAGCAGGGUGCCCAGAUCCUUGUGUUUCCAGAAGAUGGGCUUCAGGGCUUCAACUUCAGCCGUUCUUCCAUCUCUGGCUACCUAGAAACCAUCCCUGACCCCAAGCAGGAGAGCUGGAACCCCUGCACAGAGCCAGGCAAACACAACAACACCGAGGUUCUCCAGCGUUUGAGCUGCAUGGCCCGUCGUUACAACCUCUACCUUGUGGCCAACAUGGCAGACCUGCAGCUCUGCCCCCCGAAGACCGGACCCUCGUCCUGUCCAUCGGAUGGACGCUGGCAGUUCAAUACCAAUGUGGUUUUCAGGUCAGACGGCCUGCUGGUGGCCCGCUACCAUAAACACAACCUCUACUUCGAGGAGGCCUUCGACAAGCCGCCACGACCCGAGAUCACGACGUUUGAUACGCCUUUUGCUGGAACAUUUGGUCUCAUCACUUGCUUUGACAUCCUAUUCCAGGAGCCCACACUUACUCUGUUGGAGAAGGGUGUCCGUCAGAUGAUCUUCCCCACAGCCUGGAUGAACCAGCUCCCUCUCCUGGACACCAUCCAGUUCCAGAGGGCGUUCAGCUCCGGCGCUAACGUCACCCUGCUGGCGGCCAACAUUCGUAGUGACCGAUUGAUUAUGACAGGAAGUGGUAUCUACACCCCAACGUCUGCCACUUACCACCACGCCCAGAGGGGGGACCCAGAAGAGGGCAGGCUGCUGGUAGUCCGGGUGCCGGUCUUAGACCCUGUGCGGAUGGAGCACGGAGGCAUCACGGAGGAGGAGGUAGUUUGGGGUCAGUCCACAUCAUCUACAGCCUCUGGAUACUGUCACGAAGAAAACUGUUUUGAAACUGCGCCUCCUGAAACCCCUUCUUCAGUUCCUCCCUCCUCCUCCUCCACCACCUUCAUCUCAUCCAUGAUGUACGACCCAUACACCUUCGUCCUCCUGAACGAGACACAGGGCGAAGCGAGGGUCUGUAAUGGCACCUUUUGCUGUCGCCUGCAGUACUGGCGGUUAUCGCCGGGCGGCAGCAGAGAGCUCUACGCAUUGGGGGCGUUUGCCGGGACGCACACGGUGAACGGACGUUACGCCUUGCAGGUGUGCGCACUUGUCCGCUGUGCAGGGCUGGAGGUCACUUCCUGUGGACAGGAGGUGGAGGAGGCACAGUCCAAAAUGGACUUCCUGUUGGAGGGAUGGUUUGGGACCAGAUAUGUGUACCCUUCGGUUUUGGUCAACGGACUCGUCCUGGAGCAGCCGGAGCAUCUGGAAACCUCUGCGGAUGGAAGAGUGACAAUGAAACACUCAAAGAUGACGGAUGGGCUCGUCACUGCCUGUCUGUACGGACGGAUGUAUCACCUGGACCAGGAAUGAUCUGUUAACAGACGUUUUAAAACAAAUCUUCUGCUAAAGACAAGUUAGGGGUUGGACAUUUCUCUUCUUUCAAAUACAAACCGCUAUGAAUCUAAAACAAAUCCCUUUAUUUGAUCAUUACUUUAUCUUUACAAACAUCACCAGUAGCAUCCAUCCUCCACAUGAAAGCUGCUUUUUCCUUUAAAAAAAGGCGAUAUUUAUCAAUCACACACACACAGUGUCAGCCACUUUCCCCAGUCGUGUGUGCAGUACACAGUCAGAGUAGUUACAGCAUUUCUAGUUAAAGGUUCCUUAAGCAGCUCAUUCAGGUCAUUUAUCCAAUCAUAAAGUACACAGGUCUGACAGUUACCUGCUGUCCUAAUCGGUUCCCGUGGGUUCAGUCUCCACUUGGAAUAAAUUCACAAGAUUAAAUAAUGGCUUCCUCUCCAAGGAAUUAAAAAGUGGCUAACACUGAUGCAGCAUUAGCAAUGUGCGUAUGUGACCGCCAUCAGUGAAAACUUAAGUAUAGGGAAAACAGCUCCUACUGGUCCCAUACCAUUAUCCACCAUUCUUUUCUUGAUACAACAGUGACCAAAAAAGUCCUAUUGAGCGUUUCUCUCGUAGAUGCUCUUUUAGUGUUUGUGAAAAGGAAAAACUGUUAAAAGGCUUAAAACCACUACAAAGAGUAGGUACUUGGUUUAAAAAAGGAAAACAUUGCUUGAAAAUUAAAUACACCGGCCAUGUUACUGACCAUACAGUGAUGUUGUACAUAAUAAAUAUGAUAAACAGUG
Pungitius pungitius (ninespine stickleback) is the source of this 2664-nucleotide messenger RNA. RefSeq names its product biotinidase (gene btd). Lineage: Eukaryota; Metazoa; Chordata; Actinopteri; Perciformes; Gasterosteidae. Bases 299 to 1894 code for a protein of 531 amino acids. The record is from RefSeq and is a predicted model, not a curated record. The transcript is spliced from 7 exons. Gene Ontology annotation, molecular function: hydrolase activity, acting on carbon-nitrogen (but not peptide) bonds, in linear amides.